Pogona vitticeps (central bearded dragon) is the source of this 6060-nucleotide messenger RNA. The record is from RefSeq and is a predicted model, not a curated record. Lineage: Eukaryota; Metazoa; Chordata; Lepidosauria; Squamata; Agamidae.
UAUGCUAAUACAGAUCGGGGGAAAAGGAGCUGUCUUGAAGCCCAGCGAGCUGCCGCCAGGGAAGACCCUCCGAGGCUCAACGACGAAUUCCCUCUCACGGAGCCAUGGCUGAAGGGGCGGACGGAGGGGAGGACGAGAUACAGUUCCUACGAACUGAUGAUGAAGUAGUGCUUCAGUGUGUUGCCAGCAUUCACAAAGAACAGCGAAAGUUCUGCCUGGCAGCUGAGGGACUUGGGAAUCGCCUGUGCUUUUUGGAACCAACUUCUGAAGCUAAAUAUGUCCCCCCUGACCUUUGCAUCUGUAACUUUGUGCUGGAGCAAUCUUUAUCUGUCAGAGCUCUCCAGGAAAUGCUUGCCAAUACAGGAGACAAUUCCAGUGAAGGGCCUAGAGAUCUCUCCGAAUGGUUUAUAAGAAAGGCAGCUCAAGGAGGUGGUCACAGAACACUGCUGUAUGGCCACGCUAUACUGCUUCGUCAUUCAUUCAGCGGAAUGUAUUUGACAUGUUUGACUACAUCAAGAUCUCAGACGGAUAAACUUGCAUUUGAUGUGGGACUACAAGAAAAUGCAGCAGGUGAAGCAUGUUGGUGGACCAUACAUCCAGCUUCUAAACAGAGGUCUGAAGGAGAGAAGGUACGAAUUGGAGAUGACCUUAUCCUGGUUAGUUUAGUUUCUGAAAGAUACCUGCAUUUGUCUGUAGCAUAUGGAAACAUACAGGUGGAUGCUUCCUUUAUGCAGACCCUGUGGAAUGUCCACCCCACUUGUUCAGGAAGCAGCAUUGAAGAAGGAUACCUACUUGGUGGACAUGUAUUACGUUUAUUUCAUGGCCAUGAUGAAUGUUUGACAAUCCCCUCUACAGAACAGAAUGAUUCACCACACAAGCGGCUUUUUUAUGAAGCAGGGGGAGCUGGUGUCCGGGCAAGGUCACUAUGGAGAGUGGAACCCCUUCGGAUAAGCUGGAGUGGAAGUAACAUACGCUGGGGACAGCCCUUUCGCCUUCGACACAUUACCACAGGACAGUUUUUGGCUCUGUCUGAAGACCUGGGCCUUGUCUUGGUUGACAAAGAGAAGGCAGACACAAAAUCAACUUCUUUCUGUUUUAGAGCAUUGAAGGAAAAACUGGAUUCUGCUCAUAAACGUGAUAUAGAGGGCAUGGGAGUUCCUGAAAUAAAGUAUGGUGAUUCCAUUUGCUUUGUGCAGCAUGUAGCCAGCACUUUGUGGCUGACUUACAAAGCACAGGAUGCUAAAACAACACGUUUAGGACCACUGAAAAGAAAGGUUAUAUUGCAUCAAGAAGGACACAUGGAUGAUGGUCUUACCUUGCAGAGGUGUCAACAUGAAGAAUCCCAGGCUGCUAGAAUCAUUCUCAACACAACAAGAUUAUUUAGUCAGUUUAUAAGUGGAAACAACAGAACUUCAACUCCCAUCACCUUGCCCAUUGAAGAAGUACUUCAGACCCUGCAAGACUUGAUUACAUAUUUCCAGCCUCCAGAAGAGGAACUAGAACAUGAGGAUAAACAAAACAAACUUCGUUCACUCAAGAACAGGCAAAAUCUAUUCAAGGAAGAGGGGAUGCUGGCAUUGGUUUUGAACUGCAUUGAUCGCUUGAAUGUCUACUAUAGUACUGCUCAUUUUGCAGGAGUUAGUAGGGAAGAAAAUGGUGCAGCUUGGAAAGAAAUUCUGAAUCUUCUUUACAAAUUGCUAGCUGCUCUCAUUCGUGGUAACAGAAACAAUUGUGCCCAGUUUUCUAAUAAUCUUGAUUGGUUAAUUAGUAAAUUGGAUAGACUAGAGUCAUCUUCAGGUAUUUUGGAAGUGUUGCACUGCAUUUUGAUUGAAAGCCCAGAGGCUUUAAAUUUGAUAGAAGAAGGCCAUAUCAAAUCUAUCAUCUCAUUGCUAGACAAACAUGGACGUAAUCAUAAGGUUCUAGAUGUCCUUUGCUCCCUCUGCCUCUGUAAUGGAGUAGCAGUGCGUGCUAAUCAGAACUUUAUCUGUGACAACCUUCUUCCUCGAAGAGAUUUGCUUUUGCAAACACGGCUGGUAAAUGAUGUGACCAGCAUGAGACCAAACAUAUUUCUUGGAAUUGCUGAGGGUUCAGCACAAUAUAAGAAAUGGUAUUUUGAAAUGAUAAUUGAUCAUGUAGACCCCUUUUUAACGGCACAACCUACCCAUCUACGAGUUGGGUGGGCUUCAACUUCGGGCUAUGCUCCUUAUCCUGGAGGUGGAGAAGGAUGGGGAGGCAAUGGUGUUGGUGAUGACCUAUAUUCCUAUGGCUUUGAUGGACUCCAUCUAUGGUCUGGUCGCGUUCCCAGAGCGGUUGCAUCUGUCAAUCAACAUUUACUAGCAUCUGAUGAUGUGGUCAGCUGUUGCUUAGAUUUAGGUGCACCCAGCAUUUCUUUCCGUAUUAAUGGACAGCCUGUGCAAGGAAUGUUUGAAAAUUUUAACACCGAUGGACUUUUUUUCCCUGUUGUGAGCUUCUCGGCAGGUGUCAAAGUGCGUUUCUUGAUGGGUGGGCGCCAUGGAGAGUUCAAGUUUCUACCUCCUACUGGCUAUGUACCUUGCUAUGAAGUUUUGCUUCCCAAAGAGAAGAUGAAAUUGGAGCCAGUAAAAGAAUAUAAGAGAGAUUCAGGUGGAAUUAGAGAUUUACUUGGCACAACACAAUUUCUCUCUCAAGCUAAUUUUAUUCCUUCUCCAAUUGACACCAGCCAGAUUGCCUUGCCUCUCCAUCUUGAGAAAAUCAGAGAUAAGCUUGCUGAAAAUAUCCAUGAACUCUGGGGUAUGAAUAAAAUAGAACUUGGUUGGACUUAUGGAAAGGUACGAGAUGAUAAUAAAAGACAGCACCCUUGCCUAGUGGAGUUUUUAAAGCUGCCUGAAACAGAGAAAAACUACAACUUACAAAUGUCAACAGAAACUUUGAAAACCCUUUUGGCACUUGGAUGUCACAUUGUCCAUGUAAAUCCCGGAGCAGAGGAAGAUCUUAAGAAAAUCAAGCUUCCAAAAAAUUAUAUGAUGUCAAAUGGCUAUAAGCCAGCCCCACUAGACCUUUCUGAAGUGAAAUUAUUACCUUCACAAGAAGUAUUGGUUGAUAAACUUGCAGAGAAUGCACAUAAUGUCUGGGCCAAAGACAGAAUAAAACAAGGAUGGACCUAUGGUAUUCAGCAGGAUCUUAAAAACAAACGAAAUCCUCGACUGGUGCCAUAUUCAUUAUUAGAUGAACGUACUAAGAAAUCGAACAGAGAUAGUCUUCGAGAAGCUGUUCGUACCGUUGCUGCUUAUGGAUAUAACAUUGAGCCACCAGAUCAAGAAUUAGCUGACCAUACAGUGCAAAGAGUGAGCAUUGAUAAGAUACGUUUCUUCAGAGUAGAGCGAUCUUAUGCAGUGAAGACUGGGAAAUGGUACUUUGAAUUUGAAGCUGUAACAGGAGGAGAUAUGCGUGUCGGAUGGGCAAGGCCAGGUUGUAGGCCUGACGUUGAACUAGGCGCAGAUGACCAAGCAUUUGUAUUUGAAGGCAGCAAAGGGCAACGUUGGCACCAGGGGAGUGGAUUCUUUGGAAGAACAUGGCAACCCGGAGAUGUAGUCGGCUGUAUGAUCAAUCUAGGUGACAAAUCAAUGAUAUUUACACUGAAUGGGGAACUGCUCAUAACCAGCAAAGGUUCAGAACUUGCUUUUGCUGACUUCGAAAUAAAUAAUGGUUUUGUCCCCAUAUGCUCUUUGGGUCUGUCUCAGAUUGGACGAAUGAACUUUGGAAGGGAUGCUAGCGCCUUCAAGUACUAUACAAUGUGUGGUCUUCAAGAAGGCUUUGAACCUUUUGCAGUCAACAUGAAUAGAGAUGUUGCAAUGUGGUUUAGCAAGCGCCUACCAACAUUUGUCAAUGUGCCAAAAAACCACCCUCAUAUUGAGGUAACAAGGAUUGAUGGAAACAUUGACAGCCCACCACGAUUAAAAGUUACCCAUAAGACAUUUGGAACACAGAACAGCAAUGCAGACAUGAUAUAUUGCCGCUUGAGUAUGCCCAUUGAAUUCCACUCAUCAUUUAACUAUGGCACUGGUUUGGAACUUGUUGAUGGUUUCCAGAAAAGAAAGCAGAACCAGGAGGUACCAGUUCAUUCUAUAACAUACUACUACUCAGUGAGGAUAAUUGCUGGUCAAGAUCCAUCUUCAGUCUGGAUUGGUUGGGUAACCCCUGACUACCAUUUUUACAGUGAACAGUUUGACCUAAAUAAGAACUGCACUGUAACUGUUACGUUGGGAGAUGAAAGAGGCAGAGUUCAUGAAAGUGUAAAACGCAGCAAUUGCUACAUGGUCUGGGGAGGAGAGGCAUCUGUUAAUUCACAAAGACCAGGUCGUGGUAAUGUUGAUUUGGAAAUUGGAUGCCUCGUUGAAUUGGUUACAGGAAUGUUGUCAUUCACUGCCAAUGGAAGAGAGCUGGGAACUUUCUACCAGGUUGAACCAAACACAAAAUUGUUUCCAGCAGUUUUUUUACAGCCUACAAGCACAAACCUGGUACAGUUUGAACUGGGUAAAUUAAAGAACACCAUGCCUUUAUCAGCAGCAAUCUUUAAAAGUGAAGAAAAAAACCCUAUUCCCCAGUGCCCUCCUCGGCUGGAUGUUCAGACAAUCACACCUGUUGUGUGGAGCAGGAUGCCAAACAGUUUCUUGAAAGUAGAGCCGGACCGAGUCAGUGACCGCCAGGGCUGGCUGGUGCAGUGCCUGGAACCUUUGCAGAUGAUGGCCCUACAUAUUCCAGAAGAAAACAGGUGUAUCGAUAUCCUGGAGCUGUGUGAACAAGAGGAUUUGAUGAAGUUCCAUUACCAUACUUUAAAACUCUAUAGUUCAGUUUGUGCCCUGGGUAAUAACAGAGUAGCUUAUGCACUUUGCAGCCAUGUGGAUGUGUCCCAGUUAUUUUUUACAAUAGAUAAUCAGUAUUUGCCUGGACUCUUACGUUCUGGCUUCUAUGAUUUGCUUAUCAGCAUUCAUUUAGAAUACUCUAAAGAAGCUAAGCUCAUGAUGAACAAUGAAUUUAUCAUUCCUAUUACAAAUGAAACCAGGAAAAUCAGAUUAUUUCCAGAUGAAACAAAGAGAAAUGGUUUGCCUGGAGUUGGACUUAGUACCUGCUUGAAACCAGAUUUUAAGUUCUCUACCCCUUGUUUUAUUUUGUCUCAUGAGGAUCAUCGAAAGCCCAGUCCAGAGAUACCACUUGGAAUGCUUAAGUCCAAAGCCAUAAACAUGCUAACAGAAGCGGUCUACUGUAGCGGAGCUCACAUACGGGACCCUGUCGGAGGGAAGGUUGAGUUUCAGUUUGUUCCUGUUCUCAAACUGAUAGGAACAUUGCUCGUUAUGGGAGUUUUUGAUGAUCAUGAUGUUAAACAAAUUUUACUUCUCAUUGACCCAUGUGUGUUUGGUGAACCCAAAGAAGAAACUAUAGAGAAAACAGAAAAGGAAGAUGCCGCACAUGUAGAAGAAAAAGCUGUAGAAGCUGGGGAGAAGGCAGUCCACAAAAUGAAAACUCCAGUAAGAGGUUUGCUGCAAACAAGAUUGCCUGAAUCUGUUAAACUUCAGAUGUGUGAGCUGCUAAAUUAUUUCUGCGACUGUGAGCUGAAACACAGAGUGGAGUCCAUUGUAUCUUUUGCAGAUACUUAUGUCUCAAAGUUGCAAUAUAAUCAGAAAUUUAGAUAUAAUGAACUCAUGCAAGCCUUGAAUAUGUCUGCUGCUUUGACUGCCAAGAAGACCAAGGAAUUUCGUUCUCCUCCUCAAGAGCAGAUUAAUAUGUUACUGAAUUUUCAACUGGGGGAAGAUUGUCCUUGUCCAGAUGAGAUUCGGGAGGACCUUUAUGAGUUUCAUGACUAUCUUCUAAUCCAUUGCGGUAUACCAUUAGAUGAAGAAGAAAUAGAAAGUGAAGAUACCUCGUGGACUGGCAAACUGCGUUCAUUGAUAUAUAAAAUAAAAGGACCACCAAAAACAGAGGAGAGAGAGACUACAGAAGAAGAAGAAAAAAAAUAUCCUAAUGUAUAUUCCUUCUAUGUCCCUUUGAACUCUUUGACCGGCUGUCAUGUUCCACCAUAUAAAG